UGUGCAUUCGGCUACGCACACUGGGCCGAAUCCUUCACCGCCGUCUACCACAUCUCCCUUCUCCGUCUCGUCAUCUUCUCCCACGUCACCUUCUGCAUCAACAGCGCCGCCCACAAAUACGGCUACAAGCCUUACGACAAAAACAUCACUCCUACACAAAUCCCCGCACUGUCCUUCGCCGCUUUAGGAGAAGGAUAUCAUAAUUAUCACCAUGUCUUCCCGUAUGACUAUAAAACAGCAGAAUUAGGAAACAAUUUUAUGAACUUAGCAACAAACUUCAUAGAUUUCAUGGCAUGGAUAGGAUGGGCUUAUGAUUUGAAGAGCGUUUCUGAAGAUAUGGUUGCAAAGAAAAUGAUGAAGACUGGAGAUGGAACUGAUCUGUGGGGGAGAUUGCCGGAGAAUGAUGAUUAUAUCUGGGGAUGGGGGGAUCAAGAUAUGUCAGAAGAAGAUAAGAAAGCUUUGCUACAUUUUUAAUAAAUUAUAUUUCAUAAUUUACUACAUUUUAAUGAAUAUCUAAUAUUCGUAUUCCUGACCUUUCUGCUACUGGUGCUAAUUCCCUACUACUUCUUGCCCCGUAAUCGAAUGUCAUUUCUACGACGCGAAACGAAACGCCGCAGGAAGGUAGUCUGGCUCUGUCGCGCCAAUACGCAAGAGUGGUAGAGAUAGAUAGCUAAGAAAGAGAUAUUAUCGUGAGCUUUUCGUGAGCGUGUGCAUUCGGCUAC
This is a messenger RNA of Leguminivora glycinivorella, 722 nucleotides long. Its product is annotated as acyl-CoA Delta(11) desaturase-like. Lineage: Eukaryota; Metazoa; Arthropoda; Insecta; Lepidoptera; Tortricidae. Gene Ontology annotation, biological process: unsaturated fatty acid biosynthetic process. The annotation marks the transcript as partial. Gene Ontology annotation, molecular function: iron ion binding; stearoyl-CoA 9-desaturase activity. Gene Ontology annotation, cellular component: endoplasmic reticulum membrane. The record is from RefSeq and is a predicted model, not a curated record. The transcript has a single exon.